Rhincodon typus (whale shark) is the source of this 399-nucleotide messenger RNA. Its product is annotated as interleukin-4-like. NCBI's taxonomy places the organism in Eukaryota, Metazoa, Chordata, Chondrichthyes, Orectolobiformes, Rhincodontidae. The transcript has 4 exons. Gene Ontology annotation, molecular function: interleukin-4 receptor binding; cytokine activity; growth factor activity. Gene Ontology annotation, biological process: positive regulation of isotype switching to IgG isotypes; positive regulation of DNA-templated transcription; innate immune response in mucosa. The coding region runs from base 1 to 399 and encodes 132 amino acids. The record is from RefSeq and is a predicted model, not a curated record. Gene Ontology annotation, cellular component: extracellular region.
AUGCUGAAAUUUAUGAUUUUGAUUUUCUCCAUCAUAGUGUGCUUGGGCAGCACAGUCGUGAGAACAAUGAACUCUGAUGACCAGACCUUAAAGGAAAUCAUCAACACUCUGACACAUAUAACAAAGAGGCAGGCUGCCUGUCAUGACAAGAUGGUCCUGGACAUUUUCAGUGACAUGACACAUCAGACUGUCUCAGAAACAUUUUGCAAAGCUUUCAAAGCCCUGAAGAAUAUUACUCCCUGUCCACAUAUCCAGCAUGACCUACAGAAACUUCAAAUGAACUUACGAAAAGCCGGAGAAAAGACACCGACUUGCACAGUGAACAAUGAUUCUGAGAUUCAGUUACGCACAUUCCUGAAACAUCUGAUGAAGUUUUCCAAGAGAACAUACGGACAUUGA